AUGGGAUAUGGUAUAGUAGCUUUUGUACUUUUUGUUGUUUCCUUAAUACCUAAUCCAAACAAAUCACAACCAUCAACCAUUACAAAUAGUUCAGAGAAAGUAGUAAUAAUUGAAAGUUAUCCAAUGGUGCCGAGAAUUUGGGAAAAUUUAAAUUAUUCAGGUUAUUUAAAGUUUAGACCAUAUAUUGCUAAUAUGAAAUAUAUUUCAAUUUACCUAUUAUAUUUAGUGGUUUCAUUUUUACCUUAUUAUAGUAUCAAUUAUUUCGAUUUCUAUAAUGAUCAAUUAAAUUCAAUUUCGCCGAUCCAAAAUAAUUUACAACCAUUGGAUGGUUUUAUUUCAUUAUAUGAUCAAUUAAUGAAAGAUUGA
Dictyostelium purpureum is the source of this 366-nucleotide messenger RNA. RefSeq lists its product as uncharacterized. NCBI's taxonomy places the organism in Eukaryota, Evosea, Eumycetozoa, Dictyosteliales, Dictyosteliaceae. The transcript has 3 exons. Bases 1 to 366 code for a protein of 121 amino acids. The record is from RefSeq and is a predicted model, not a curated record.